This is a messenger RNA of Epinephelus lanceolatus (giant grouper), 415 nucleotides long. Its product is annotated as SLC35A4 upstream open reading frame protein. The record is from RefSeq and is a predicted model, not a curated record. Lineage: Eukaryota; Metazoa; Chordata; Actinopteri; Perciformes; Serranidae.
AAAGUAAUCGAUCUGAAGGUGGAAAAUAGUGUCGCAGGCCUAUGAGUCGAACACUGAUAACUCCACUGAGCAAAGAUGGCGGAUGACAAGGAUCCUCUGAAACAGUUGAAAGAUCUGACAAAGCUCAAAAACCAGUUGGAGGAAAUCCAGAGGCGAGUAGAGAACGAAAUUUCUGUAGGACUUCCUCAGGGAGGCUCAGUGUUGGGAUCUCCAUUUCUGAAGGGCUUUCUGGCCGGCUAUGUGGUGGCCAAGCUACGCUCCUCUGCCAUCCUGGGAGUGCUGCUGGGAACAAUCACUGGCAUGUAUGUGGCACAGAACUAUCAAGUGCCCAACAUUGAAAGGACUGUGAAAGACUAUAUGAACAGCAUGAAAAAAGGACCAAAAUAAUCUGGGCCGACUGCUGGUCUCGGCGGUG